Oppiella nova is the source of this 1107-nucleotide messenger RNA. The record is from the annotation of a GenBank genome assembly. Lineage: Eukaryota; Metazoa; Arthropoda; Arachnida; Sarcoptiformes; Oppiidae.
UUCCGUACGGCACACGCGGCCGACCCUAACGCCAAGCUAUACAUCAAUGACUACAACGUCGAAGCCGUUAACACAAAGUCGGACGCCUUAUACGCGUUGGUCAAGGAGUUGAAGGGUAAGGGAGUACCCGUUCAUGGGGUCGGUUUGCAGGGUCACUUCAGGGAGAAUGAAAUUCCCUCAACUUAUCAAGAUAAUAUUAAACGCUUCUCCGAUUUGGGCCUCGAUGUAGCCAUUACUGAGCUGCAGGUCAGGUAUCAGCUACCUGGGUCAGCCGAUAAAAUUGCUAAACAGGCACAGGAUUAUAGUCAUGCCUUUAGCGCGUGUAUGAACGUGGAAAGGUGUGUCGGGGUAACCGUUUGGGGCUUUACCGAUAAAUAUUCUUGGUUGAUUGAUAAGGGUUAUGGGGAACAGCAGUUAUGGACUCAGGAUUAUAAACCCAAACCCGCCGUAGACGCUGUCGAUAAACACACGAAAAUGCUGUCCACGUCAAUCAUUUUAGUGACGGUAUUGAUUGUCUCGGGCGAGGGUCACCUCCGAGAUCAUGCCAAACAGAAGUACAUCGGAACGUCGUUUAGGACCGAUGCCUUCAGCGACCAGAAAUACCUGGAAAUACUGGGCCAGGAGUUCAAUUGCGUGUCAAACGCGGAUAUAAUAUGGGGGAAUCUGGAGGCAGUACGGGGGCAGUACAACUGGGGACCCCCCGACAAAGUGGUCGCAUAUGCAGAGCAACACAAUAUGAAGAUCAGGGGAUCUGUCCUCAUAUGGCACGAACAGUUGCCCACAUGGAUUGCGGGACUGGAGGGCAAAAAGGCUGAGCUCGAGCAAGUGAUGAAGGACCAUAUUAAUACAGUGGUUGGACGUUUUAAAGGUAAGGUCUACGCGUGGGAUGUCGUCAAUGAGGUGAUCGAUGAAGUGUCCGGCGAACUAAGGGACAGCAUAUGGUCGCGAACUUUUAACUACAGUUUCAUUGAGGAGGCCUUCCGUACGGCACACGCGGCCGACCCUAACGCCAAGCUAUACAUCAAUGAAUACAAUCUCGAAGCCGUUGAUACAAAGUCAGACGCCUUAUACGCGUUGGUCAAGGAGUUGAAGGGUAAGGGAGUGCCC